CGGACUGAACGCUAGGCUUUUGUGCAAUAACACGCGACGCGAUAUACGAUGAAAGCGUGGUAUGCAACUUAAAGUCGCUACUCUGAUGUCUGUUGUUUCUUCUUUCUCACUGGAUAGGAUUGCAAGAAAGCUACAGCAGAGGCGCCGCUCCCCUAUUCUUCUCUCUCUACCCUAAUCGGCAGUCCAGAUCCGACGUCGUUCUGUGCUUUUAUCCUCUCUCAGUGCGGAGGAAUGGAAAUUGAUGAUUAAUUAUGCUGCUCCGGCUUGUUUUGAUUUUAGCAAUGAUUAAGUAAUCUUGGGAAUUUGGUUGCAGUUCUUUAACAUCAGAGAGUUCUUGAUCAUCUUAUCAAUUAAUGAUUCUUGGCCUGGCCAUCGUUGAUAGCUUCAUGAUCAUGCCUAGUUUGCACAUUGAGAAGGAAGCUGGAUAUGUUCUUGAGUGCAUUGACAAUAUGUUGAAGUAUUCAUCCUGUUUCAGGUUUCUCCCCUGUGAUGAAGGUUGAUGGACCCUGGCUUGAUUGCUAGGGUGAGCAAUCAUUUUCAAGGUGGUGUGGGGAAGAAAGCUAAUCCAACAUGUCAAGUGGAUGCUGAUGAAAAACCCAUAGUUGACGCUCCAAACUUUAAAUAUGGCACUGCCGAAGUGAUCUUUGUCAAUGGGAAAACAUCUGUCAGUCGAAAUGGUAUGGGCAUAGAUAGUGAGAGCACAUAUAGUUGCCUUAAUUCUUCCUCAGAUGAAAGAAGUGUUGGUAGUGAUGUUGAGCAGGAGCUCUCUAGCCACAAUGGUACAUCUGUUGAUAGUGGUAACAAUGGGCAAUCUACUGAGGGUAGGCUGAAUGAUCAUAGUGGUUUCAUCUCCAGUAGGAACCAGCAGGGUAUUGAUGCUAAGAGUGGGCAUGUUUCUCCAAACUCUGAGACCCCUUCUGAUACCUGUCCUGGAUCUGUCCAAACUAUAAAAGAAGAAGCUGGUGAGUAUGUAGUACCACAACUUGGUGUGGAGUUUGAAACUGAGGAGCAUGCAUACAAGUGUUACAAUAAAUAUGCUCUCAUGGAAGGUUUCAGCAUCAGGAAAGAUUUUGUGAAUCGAAGUAAAGUUACAGGUUUGGUGGUAUCAAGGAGGUAUACAUGUCACAGGCAAGGCUACGGGUCUAACAAGCGUGAGGCAAACAUGAACAAAUCCCGUAAAGAAACUCGAACUGGUUGCCUGGCACAUAUGACCAUCACACGCCAAACGAAUGGUAAAUACCGUGUCAUCCAUUUUGAAACCAGGCACAAUCAUGAGUUUGUGACGCCCUUCACAGCUCAUUUAUUACCUUCACAGAAAAGAAUAUCCUUUGUUGAGGCUGUUGAGGCUGAUUCAGCUGCUUCUCCAGGGCCAGAUGGGGUACCAAAACUGGGAAUGGGUUUUGAUUCAGAGGAUCAUGCUUAUGAGUUCUAUAAUGCAUAUGCUGCGCAUCUAGGUUUCAGUGUUCGGAAGGACUAUGUAAAUAGAAGUAAAAAAGAUGGAUCUGUGGCAUCUAGGAGAUAUACUUGCUAUAGGGAAGGUUAUCGCCAGAAUGAUAAAAGAGGCUUAAAGGUGAAGAGGCCUCGAAAGGAAACCAGAGUUGGCUGCAUGGCUCAGUUAGUCAUUUCCCGUCAGGCUGAUGGUAGAUACCGAGUCACCCACUUUGAAGAACAUCAUAAUCAUGAGCUUGUACCUGCAUGUAAAGUUCGAAUGCUGAGGUCACAAAAGAGGCCCUUGACAGAUCAUAAUAUGGAAUCAAGCACAUCCGGUUCCAAUAUGCCACCCAGAUCACUUACUGAAUUGGUAUUGACAAAAAUUCAGGAUGAUUUCUUGUACGAUCCUAUAGAUCAUGAGAUGCGUCUUACAUCUAAGCGAGUGUGUAGCAUCAGGCAGGAUGAAGCAGAAUUUAUUCACCAGUAUCUUCAGGGCAAGAAAUUGAAGGAUUCAUCUUUCUAUUAUGCUGUACAGCUUGAUGUGGACGAGGAAAUGACCAAUUUCUUUUGGGCUGAUGAGAAAAUGUUGGUGGACUAUGGUGACUUUGGUGAUGUAGUUUGCUUUGAUACCACCUCCAAACUAAACAAAGAUUUGCGACCGUUGGUUGUGUUUUUUGGAGUAAAUAAUCAUAAGCAACUCCUGGUCUUUGGUGCUGCAUUUCUGUAUGAUGAUACUGCUCAAUCUUUUAAGUGGCUACUCCGAACUUUUGUAAAAGCAGUGUCUGGAAAAUUCCCCAAGACAAUUUUAUCCGAUAGAGAUGCAAUUAUAUGUGAAGUGAUCUCUUCUGAGCUCCCCCAAACUCAGCACAAAAUAUGCACCUGGCAAACCUAUCAGAAUGCCCUUAAAUAUCUUGGUCAUGUGGUUGUUGGUUCAGAUUCUUUUUCCACAGAUCUUUGUGGUUGCAUUUACAAUCUGGAUGAGGAAGCAUUUGUUAACUCCUGGAAGAUCAUGCUAGAUGCGUAUGGUCUGUGGGAGAAUGGAUGGCUCCAUGCAGUUUUUGCAGAACGAGAGAAAUGGGCAUUACCAUAUUGUAAGAAUAUCUUCUUAGCUGACAUAGAAGCAGUGUUGCUGUCUGAUGAUUCUGUAGCAAGCUUGAAGAAGUAUCUUAAGCUUCAAUCCCAUGUUCUUCAAUUUCUCAAGCACUUUGGGAGGGCAAUCAAUGGUUUGCGUUACAAAGAAUUGGAAGCUACUUAUGACAUGGGCCAGCAUGUGCCGAGACUAAUAGGAGAUGUUAUAAUGCUGAAGCAAAUGAGGGAAAUAUACACCCCCGUAAUUUUUAAGAUGUUUCAGCAAGAGUAUGAGAGCUAUCUCAACAAUGUGAUAGGCCAAUGUAGUGACAAUUUGUCAUCAGUUGAGUAUAAAGUAGGCGCGUAUGGUCGAGUUCGUCAUCACAGAGUUCUAUACAGUUCAGAAGAUGAAUCUGUUGCCUGCAGUUGUAGGAUGUUUCAGUCUGUAGGAAUUUUGUGUAGCCAUGCACUGAAAGUGCUUGAUUAUAGGAACAUAAAGCUAGUACCUGGACACUAUAUCUUGAAGCGAUGGACCAGAGAUGCACGGGCUUGAA
Molecule: messenger RNA, 3053 nt
Organism: Andrographis paniculata
Lineage: Eukaryota; Viridiplantae; Streptophyta; Magnoliopsida; Lamiales; Acanthaceae
Product: protein FAR1-RELATED SEQUENCE 5-like
Exons: 2
Coding region: 500-3052 (850 amino acids)
Biological process (GO): regulation of DNA-templated transcription
Molecular function (GO): zinc ion binding
Source: RefSeq, a predicted model, not a curated record